This is a messenger RNA of Mycena indigotica, 1671 nucleotides long. RefSeq lists its product as uncharacterized. The coding region runs from base 1 to 1671 and encodes 556 amino acids. The record is from RefSeq and is a predicted model, not a curated record. The transcript is spliced from 5 exons. NCBI's taxonomy places the organism in Eukaryota, Fungi, Basidiomycota, Agaricomycetes, Agaricales, Mycenaceae.
AUGAGUCGCCCUCCUCCCUAUCACCAAAAUCCCAACUAUCCGCCCGGCGUUCGCGGAGGGGCUCCUCGUGGUGCUCAUCAUCAUAGUCCUGUUCCUCAACAAGGUCAUUCCAACCAGGUCGCUGUCCCGUACCAGGGCUAUCCCCAUCAGGCUGCCAUGCCCGCAAACCACAGCUACCUGCCCAGCGCUCAAGCUCAUGGCGCUCCGUCUGCUCAACAUGGCCAUCAUAACCAGCCUACCCGCCCACACCAGGGUCGUCCCAAUCGGCCUACUGUCCCGGCGACUGGCGGGCCCCCGCCCAUUUCAAUACAUACAGACUUUGCUCCAUCUCCUGCCAAGAUCAUGGAAUACAUUGUCUACUAUACGAAUCACCAUCAAUUCCUUCCGGCGCACCCUCACAUCAAGGGACAGCUUUCGGCUUUCAUCCAAAGAUGCCAGCGGCCAUUCCGCAGUAAACUUAAACAACCUCGUUUCAAGCGGACCAACCCGAGUCCACAACCUGGUGAAAACAUCCUUCAUUCAGUGCAGGUAAUCGGCAGAACUGGUCGAUUCUUUGACAUUUAUGAUUUUUACUCUGCGUUGGGUUAUAUCAUCUCCAAUGCCGAAUUGAAUGGCAUUAUUAGCGAAAACAAUCGGGAGAAGACGCGAACCUUCCACCGAAAAAUUCUGGCCUACUUCACCAAAUGGGUAGCCACCAGCGCCCAAACAAUUUUUAUAGGUACCCUUCCACCCCGCAUGACCGGUAUCGCCUACCGCAACUUCGUUGAAGGCGCCACAACGUUCCAGCUUGGUGCAGUUUAUUCAUGCCAGCCGGAGAGGACUGGGACAGCCGAAGAGCGCGCAGCUGCUACCAAGCUUGGACUUGAGGAAGGAAGAAACCUCUAUCCUGGUGUUCGUUAUCCAGACGUGAGCCGGCGGGAGUAUACAGGGGCUAAUGUGAAGAACGGCCAGUGUCUCGAGGUGCACAUGCUCAGCGAUCUCCUUGCGAUGGACGGUAAAGAUGGCAAAAUCGAGAUACAUGGCAUGGCUGUCCAAACCCGAGUCGUCUUCCCCAUGAAUUCUUACGAUGACUCGGAGACCAACAGAAAGGAGUUUCGCAAGGCUCUUGAAUCGCCCUGUUGGAACUGUCUUUCACUCUUUCGCUCCAUCAACCAAGCCAUGCUGGCUGAUCCUCAGCGAGAUGAUACUAGGACGAACCAAGCCUUCCAGUUCUACGACCAGUCUGGUCGCGAGCUCGCUGACAUGGGACGUCCGAAUUGGCAUGAACAACAAUGUUCUCGCUCCAGCUGCCGUAAUCGCAACUCAGCACUGUGGCACUGUUUGUGCCAAAAGGUAUUCUAUUGCAGUGAUACUUGCUCGAAGAUGGACAGGGCCACGCAUAACCUGGAGUGCCCAGUACUUGCGCAGUGCUCUUUUCCGAGUUGCACGAAGCUUGCCUACCAAGGGGAAGGUAUCCGGAAUGUGAUUUGCCAGUCAUGUGUCGAAAUGCGGACUCGGCGAGGUGUUGCUGGAAGGGUGUACGCAUGUUAUUGCUCAGCAGAGCAUUUACAAGCGGACGAAGCAAUGCACCGCGCUUGGUGCUCGAAUCCAUUAAACCUGGGACCCACACCGCAUGCCUUAGCGACAGCGCUAGCAAAGUAUCCCGAUUUGUAUCAGCUGUUGUAUGGCUAG